This is a messenger RNA of Sodiomyces alkalinus F11, 2658 nucleotides long. Its product is annotated as HET-domain-containing protein. The coding region runs from base 1 to 2658 and encodes 885 amino acids. The transcript is spliced from 2 exons. Lineage: Eukaryota; Fungi; Ascomycota; Sordariomycetes; Glomerellales; Plectosphaerellaceae. The record is from RefSeq and is a predicted model, not a curated record.
AUGGCGCAGAGGGAAAGCCGCUACAGGCGAGAUGAAAGGGACGAUGCCUCGCUCAGCGACAGCCCAAGUCUCAGCCUCAGCCCCCCGCCCGCCCGCCGCAGGAACAGGAGUGAACUACAUGGUCCCAGGGUGGAUAGAGGCGACGCCGACCCCGACGCCGACGCCGACCCUCGCGCCAGACCUAGCCCGAGGCUCGACAAGGACCGAGACCGAGACAGCUGGAGAGACCCCCGAGACCGAGGCGGACGCAGAGAGAGAGACAGGGGCCGGGAUAGCCCUCCCGACUUCUCCUCCAGACGGCAGAGCUUCACCGACCGCAUCCGACACUCCUGGAACGCCCGCAAAGACGCCAUGCGCGGUACCCCGCCGCCGUACCCCCCCAACUCGUCUUCGCAGCGUCGCAACUCCCGCGCGCCCUCCCGCCGUCCUUCAUCCGCGGUGGGCGUCCCCUCGCUCGACAACAAGGCCACCCCGCUCGCUAAAGUCCGCCAUUGGAUCGACAUGUGCAAUGCCGAGCACGGCGACCACUGCACCGGAACUCCCCCCGCAUCAUCUGCUGCCGGCGGCCCGAAUGGAGACUCGGACCUCGGACCCGAUCUUCCAUCUCCCGACGCCGCCGGUGAAUCCCCGACCUGGUUCCCCACCUGGCUCAUAGAUGCCGUCGAUCGCCGCCUCGUUCGCGCCCGUGCCGGCGAUCGCUACAUGGCCCUGACCUACGUCUACGAGCCCCCUCCUCUGUCGUCGGGCAACGCCACCCGGGAGACCAAGCGGGACAACGUCGAGAUGCUCACGGCGAGCCUCGACCAUGCCGAGAUGCCCCAGGCCAUCGACGACGCCAUCUGGCUCGCCCGCAAGCUGGGCAUCCGGCUCCUCUGGGUCGACCGCUUCUGCAUCGUCCAAGACGACGACGCCGAGCGCGACGAGUACAUCCGAAACAUGGCCUACGUGUUUGCCAACGCUUACCUCACCGUCGUGGCCGCCGCCGGGGAGAACGCCAACACCGGGCUCAGCGCCCUCGUCAGCCCCGGCGGGAGAGCCCCUCCGCCCGUUCCCAAGGAUGCGCUGGGACCCCCCGGUCGGCAGGGCCACCACGACAUGAUCACCAGUAGCCGCUGGCGCGAGCGGUGCUGGACCAUGCAGGAAGGCUUCUACGCCCGGAGGGCUCUCUUCGUCUUCGACAAGACCAUGACGUGGGAAUGCCACUGCCAGACUUGGAACCUCGCCGGCGACGUCGACGUGGCCGACGGUGCCGGUGCCGGUGCCAGUGCCGGCGCCGGCCCCACGUCCCCCGGAGCCGCCGCUGCUUCCAAAGUGCCCGGCUUGCAGCGCGUGCUGAGCCUCCGCGGUUCCUCUAGCGCGCCUGUCCCUCGGAAGGGGCGCAAUAACAACACGCAUCAGAAGUGCGCCGCCGCCCGCCCCCGUCCGGCUGCCUUGGGCUUCCGGCACGCGCCAUGGCCCGACUUGGACGAGUACGCACGUAUCUGCAUGGACUUCUCGGCUCGCCGGUUAUGCCGCGUCGAGGAUACGACCGCCGCCUUCCGCGGCUUCACCACUGUCCUGGACAAGACUUUCGCCGGCGGUUUCGUUUUCGGGAUGCCCGUGUUGUUUCUCGACGCCGCCCUGCUGUGGCGCCCGGCGGCCACGAUCCGGCGCCGCCAAAUCGCUCCCACCCUCGACUCGGGCGGCAUGAACCCCGUCCCCAGCUGGAGUUGGAUGGGAUGGUACUACGACGGCGUUUCCGUCGACUUGACAUUCUGGCGCGCCGCGGCCGACUACAUGCUCGAGGACGGGGCAAGGCCAUCUAAUGGGAAAGGCGGCGACGGCGGGCGCCGGGCCGGGGAGGACGAUAAGGGAGGGCGAGACCAGGACUCCUCCGCGCGGCGGCGGUUCCGUAACGUCAACGGGUUCCGAUUGCGAACGACAUGCCAGUUCCACUUGACUGACCGGGCGACGACGACGCCGCUACGAAACGAUGGCAUGCGUUACCGUGCCGUGCGUCACGCUCGCAGGAGUAACGGCGGAGGUUUGCCCCCGGGGUGGAGCAAGGUAGGCGGCGGCGGAGCAUUCCGGCAUAUCGUCGACCCAAGCGCGACUUUCCGGUAUCCCGUCCCGCUAGUGUCGGACACACCCCCGUUAGAGAUGCCCAUCGGCGGAGAGAUGGCGUAUCCCGGGACACUGCUUUCGUUCAACACUACAAGAGCCUUCCUAGAGGUCGAUUUUGCCGCCCCGUUCCCGGAACGACCGACAGGAGGCGAUCGUGGCGGAGGGCCUGGGUUCGGAGGAAUCCCACUGGCUAUCGGGAGCAUCUGGGCUCCCCGGUCAGGGCGGUGGAUUGGGUCGUUGCGAAGCCAUGACGCCUGGCUGGGCCUUCAGGGGGCUAACUACGAGAGCGAAGAGGGACGACUCGAGUUUGUGGCCAUAUCCGAAGGAAGCGAGCGGUCGAUUGAUGGUCCAACAGGAAGCGACGUCUUUGGGGCGGCGGGUGCCGACUUGAAAGAGUUGCGAGCCAACGCGGGCCCUGACGGCGUGGUCGAAUUUGUCAACGUACUCUGGGUCGAGCGGGUGGGUAGCGUAUGUUACCGCCGAGGAGUCGGACAUAUCUUCCUGCGAGCUUGGGAGGCUUUCGGGCAAGAGCGGGUGGAUAUACUACUCGGAUAA